Messenger RNA from Cercospora beticola, 648 nucleotides. RefSeq lists its product as uncharacterized. The record is from RefSeq and is a predicted model, not a curated record. NCBI's taxonomy places the organism in Eukaryota, Fungi, Ascomycota, Dothideomycetes, Mycosphaerellales, Mycosphaerellaceae.
AUGACUACCACAACUCCCUUCAUCCGAAAUUCUCUCUUCUGUUCCACUGCCACCAACACACCAACACCACCAAAGCAAAGACCCAUGAUGAAGGUCAACCUCCUCAUCGCAGUACUCCUUACUGCUUCCACCGCCGCUGCCGCCGCAAUCUCGAGUUUCUCUGCCAACACUUCCAUCUUGGUCAACAUCAAUCUCCCUGCACCGCCGCACCCACACCCUGAUCCUGCGCUGCAUUACGACAUCACAUGCAUCGAGCCGAGCAAGGACACUAUGUGGAUGGGAUAUGAAGACUACUGGCACACACUGGACAUUUUCUGUCGCUACCUUUCCGAUCCCGAUGAGGGAAUUGAAUUCGAUCAGGGCCAGGUCUUCGGCGCCGCUGACAGCCUAUGCAACCCGGUCCGCUGCAUGUUCGCUUCAGCUCAGUACCUGUGCAAAAAGCCCAAGGCGACUGUGGAGUGGAAACAAUGCAUGCUCAGCAUGCAGUAUCCGUACCAGACUGGCAGUGAGUACCACGUGGGCAAAUGCAUUGAGAAAAGCGGUCUAGCAAUGAGGGGCGCAAGCACGAUUGAGCCAACGGGAUGCUGGAAGUUCUCCGCCGAAGUUCACAAGCCAAUGCCAGAGACGUUCAGUGAUUCUGAUUGGUGA